AGCGCCCCGACGUCUGACGAACCGUCCGGAGUCACCUGUCCACAGCCCUCCUGGCCGGGGGCCGGGGGUAGGUGCAACGCCGCAAGUUGGCGGGGCGAGCGGCCCUCGGCGCGGCGCCACCGGUCCGCGGAAGCGGCCACCGCCCGGGCGAGGCGGGCCGGGCUUCCCGGGGCGAGUGGGGCGAGUACGGAGCGAGCGGCUCCGGCGGUGCCUGCCAGUGCUCGUGAGGCGGUGACGCCGCGAGGAGGUGCAUCGGAGAGUAGAGACGAACGACGCCACAGCUCAUUCUAUCUACGCACACAGCAGGCGACGCCAUGCCGAUGCCGACGUCGCUGAUGCCGUUAGCGGCCGAGGCCGACCUAUCGGAAGACGAAGACGUGCUGCAGGCGCUGCUACCCGGCCAGCUGUCCAGCCAGUUCCUGUUGCGCCGGAUGGACGAGAUUGUGCGCCGCUCGGUCAGCCAUGAAGACGACGCCAAGCAUCAAGAGCCAGCGGCCGGCACCAGUCAGCAGCAGCGCCUCUUCAACGCCUGCCUCACGGGCGACACGCAGCUGGCGACCGCCGCACUCGACGCCGGCGCCGACCCCAACGCCGACAUGCGCGCCGUGUCCAAGACAUCACGGAAGCGAACGCGUCUGAGCGGCGACAAUAAACGGCCGCACACGCGUCUGCAAUCGCCGCGUCGUCAGCAGACACUGCCCAGUCUGCUGCGGCGCAACAUCCUGCUUCACCUGGUGACGUCGCUGGGCGACUGCGACAUGCUCGACCUGCUGCUGCGGCGCGGCGCCGACCCAGCUACGCCCGACGCCGUCGGCGACACGGCGCUGCACGUGGUCAGUCGUGUGCACCACCCGAUCGACGUGACCAUCGAGCUCGUGCGGCUGCUGCGCGAGGCCGACGCGCCGCUGGAGGCGACGAACAUGGCUGGUCUGACGCCGCUGCAUCAGGCGGCCGCUGCCGGCAACACGGCCGCUCUGCUCACCCUGGUCGAACUGGGUGCCCGCUGCGCCGGCCAGGACGCACGCGGCAACACGCUGCUGCACGCAGCCGUCACUUCGGGCUGCGCCAGCACCGUGUCGGCGGCGCUCGACCGGCUGCCGGCCGCGGCGCUGCACCAACCUAACAAGGCCGGUCGCACACCGUUGCAGCAAGCCACGAACCGCGAGACUGUGCGACUGCUGCUGGCGGCCGGGGCGCGUGGAGACGAGCCCACCACACUGACGCUGCUGCAGAACGUGCCUUCGGCCGUGCCAGACGUGUUCGAGCACUACAUGACCACCAAUAACCGGCCGCUGGAUAGCUCCGAGCUCGAGGUGUACCUCGACUACAUGCCGUUCUGGGACGCCGAGCGCCAGCACCCGGCGCCCGAGACAGGCGUACUCCGAGCCAUCGUCGACGCCGACCAGGACGAAUUGCUCAAGCACCCGCUGGUCGAGACGUUCCUGCACAUCAAGUGGUUGCAGGUCCGCCGCUUCUUCAUCUUCAACUUCGCGUUCUACGUGUGCUUCGCGCUGCUAGUGACGGGCUACGGGAUGAUGUGUGUUAUGCAACCGUACGCGGCAGCGACGAAGGUACUGGCCUGCAUCUCCGGCCUGCUCACCAUCGCCGCCGCCAUCCGCGAGACAUUCCAGCUGCUGUACAGUUGGCGGCUGUACGUACGCAGCGUUGAGAACUGGUUGGAGCUGGUGAUCAUCGUGCUCAACUCGGCGCUGCUCAUCGGCCACAACUCGUACGGCGGUUGGGUCCACCACACGGUCGCCUGGCUGAUGCUGACUGUCUGGCUGGAGAUGACCCUUAUGGUGGGCCGUUUCCCUAGCAUCGGCAUCUACAUCUACAUGUUCGUUCGCGUCGCUCAGAAGCUGGUCGGGUUCUUGCUCGUCUACUCGCCGCUGCUGGUGGCGUUUGCACUCAGUUUCCAGGUGCUGUUUGGCGACAAAACUGCCUUCCAUACCAUCCCGCAUGCGCUCAUCAAGACGUUCGUCAUGAUGAUGGGGGAGUACGACUAUGAUGGCAUGUUCUCAAACGACGAGUCGAUCGUUUAUCCGGGCACGUCUCACUUCGUCCUGAUCCUGUUCGUCGUCAGCAUGUCCAUCAUCACCGUCAACCUGCUGAUCGGUCUCACUGUCAACGACAUCCAGGGCCUGUUCAAGACGGCCGGCGUACAACGGCUGCGUAUGACUGUCAUCCAGAUCCUCUACAUCGAGUCGGUCAUCUACUCCAACGUCCUGUACACGGUGUUUCGCUCGCGCAUCUGUCAGCGUAUGCAGGCCAAGUUGACGCUGCUGCCGAAACUGCUGUUGCGUCAGGUGGACAACCGCCUGUCGGGCCAGCCGGCAGCGGCCACCACCUGUACGCCGGCAGACAAGACCGAGAACGGUGACAGCAGUGGCGAAGGCGACGACGGCGAGCGCAUUUUGCGAGCCUCAUUCCGUCCCAACAUCAAGGGCCACGCGCGACUAUACCGCACAGCCGGUACUGGAGAUCUGCGCCCCACCCGCUAUGUCAUACACAACUGGAUGGUGCGCAACAUGCUGGCGCUGUUGCGCGGCCGCGCAGCCGACGCCGACCGGGAGACCCGCGAACAGCUGCUGCAGGCCGAGAUACUGGCGGCUGUGCGCGCCAAGACCGGCGAGCUCGGCCCGUUCUACGAGAUGCCUGAGGCGGAGCUAGGGCCGGACAGCGCGCCCGCCUCCGGCCGCCAGACGCCAGCCGCCGGUGACGGCGACGGCGACGACCAGGCCCAGCCAGAGGGCGCCGGUCGCAGCCGGCGCGGUCGCCGCCGCCGCAAGAAGGCUAUGGCCAGCCGCGACUCGCUGGAGGAGCUCGGCCAGAAGCUGAACACGGUGCUGGCCGCCGUGGCCGAGGUGUCGCUCAAGAUGGGUAUCAUCGAGCGCCGUCUCAACUUGACCAACCCGCCGCAGCUCGACACAUUUUACUCGGUCUGAGCACUGCUGGCUGUCUCGCCCCGAGCUCCGACCCGGCCCGGGGUCACAGAGGCCCAGGCUGGGACGUCAGCUGCGCCGGCCCGCUUCUCGGGCGAGAGAUAGCGGACUGGACGAAGUGAGUGAAAUCAAAUCCCAGGUUUUAGUGUGAUAAACGCCAUCAAUGUGGAGCAGUGUAAUGAAGAAGCGACCGCAUCUAGUGUGAAUUGCGUCUUAUGUUGCGUUGUGUGGUGCUGCCCAUGUGUGCCUAACUGCUAUAUUAAGUUUAUUUAGUGCCUGUGACAGUGAUAGUUUCAUUGUUGCGGGAACGUCGUUGCCGCCGAGAUAACCAUGCGAGUCAAAUGAAUCGCUCAGUAUGCGUUCUGUUUCAGGGCAAGUUGUGUUUGGUAGGUUGUCAAGAUUUAUCUCCGUGAGCUCCUCAGAGUAUUGCGUAAUAUUCUGAAAGAUGCCACGGCUGAACACUGUUGUCAGCAAUGCUCAUUUUGCUCCAAAUAUAGCAGGCUGGGUUGAGAGAUGA
Molecule: messenger RNA, 3459 nt
Organism: Pollicipes pollicipes
Lineage: Eukaryota; Metazoa; Arthropoda; Thecostraca; Pollicipedomorpha; Pollicipedidae
Product: transient receptor potential channel pyrexia
Exons: 2
Coding region: 315-2945 (876 amino acids)
Biological process (GO): monoatomic ion transmembrane transport
Cellular component (GO): transmembrane transporter complex; membrane
Molecular function (GO): protein binding; monoatomic ion channel activity
Source: RefSeq, a predicted model, not a curated record